AUGGCUGGGACCGGUGAGGAUACACAGAAGAACCCUGAAGCAAAUGAACUUUCCGUUCUGCGAGCGGAAGUCACAGGCUUACACGCCGAGAUGAGAAAACUCUCCAACAUGUUCCAGUAUCUUAUGGAUUUAAAUAAUGUGGCGCCGGACAAACAUUUGGAGCAAGUACAACAGGUACAACAGGCCAAUGCCAAUUCGCAUUGUUGCUCCAAAAAAGAAAUUAUGUUAACAGUUAAUUCAAACAGUGACAUGGACAUACCUAAUGGCCAACCUAGCCCUGCCAUUUCGUUAUCGGAUACUUGUAGAGUAUCAUUAGAAAUGGCACAAACCGAAGAUAAGUUUGUUAUUACACCAGAAAAAGAUUUUACAUUCGAUUUCAGUAUGUUACAAGAACGCAGGGACAACGAGAGGAACGGAGCAAUACCUAAGGCACAUUCGGUGCUGAAAACAUAUGCAACUACCGGUAACAGAGACAAGGGCAUAAGAAAAGGUACUUUUUACAAAAAAUCAGUGUCUAGCCCUAAUCAGCCCAGAAUUGUUAACGAGAUUAAUAUCAAAAAGGGCAUUAGACACAAGGACACUGUUAAUACAAAAGAAAAUGUGAAUGAUGAUUUUAAUGAAUUUAUUAACAAUGAAUAUGAUUUUGACACUGUAUAUAAAACACCACGACCCCUAGUGGGAAAUGGUAGUAAUUCAAUCAAAGACAUGAUUUAUAAUUUUGAUUCUGUUUUAGAAACUAACAGUUUUAUGCUAUAUAAUGAAGACAGCAACAAAUGUGUAAUGGCUAAAAGCAACAGUUCAGUCAUUAUUAGCAACUGUGUGCCAACUGAUACAAAACAACAGUUCAGAUGGAUUUCUGGAAAGAGACUAAUGAGUGUUGCAUUUGCACAGUGCCUUGGAGUAUCUGCAAAACAAGAUCGUAGUCAAGUUGCCCUCAAUCUCUGUGACACAAAAAGUGAAUUACAAAAAUGGCAGUGUGGCAAUAAAACUGAACUUGCACUUAAUGGUGCUAACUUGAACGUCAACAAUGGUAUCAGCUAUGGGAAAAAAAUAGUUGUUUCCAAAUCAUCUGGGCCAUCAAGCAGGUGGAAAAUUUUUGGCACAAGUAACGACCUCUGUUCCAAAGGAUAUGAAGAAAUAUUUUCCCUGAAUGGUAACUCCAACGGACAGCCUUGUACAUUCCCUUUUCUGUUUAACAAGAAAUGGUAUGCUGACUGCACAACCGAUGGAAGAUCUGAUGGAGGAAGCUGGUGCUCAACCACAGAAAGCUAUGACAGAGAUGGGAAGUACGGAUUUUGCCCCAUAAAAGUGACCAGCGAAUGUGGUCUGCGGUGGCAUAAAGAACCACUGACUGGAGUCUGCUACCAGAUCAAUGGAGAGGCUGCCCUUACAUGGCAUGAAGCAAGAAAAAGCUGCCAACAAGAGAAUGCAGAUCUGUUAAGUAUCAGCGAGCUAACAGAGCAAACGUACCUCUCAGGUUUAACGGCUGGUAAAAGUUCUCCAUUAUGGAUAGGUCUAAACAGCUUGAAUUUCAAUUCUGGCUGGCAGUGGAGCGAUGGUGGACCAUUCCGAUACUUAAACUGGGCUUCAGGAAAUCCUGCUGACAAUCCAGGGAUGAACUGUGCAACCUUAAAUCCUGACAAAAAUGAAAAAUGGGAGACCAGGGAAUGUGGUCGUAGACUGGGAUACAUUUGUAAGAAAGGAAAAAGCAUGGGGACUAUUUUCAUUGAUACCUCUGACUCUACAGAGCAUAUUAAGUGCCCAGACCACUGGGUUCCAUAUGCAGGCUACUGUUACACAAUCAAAAGAGAAGAGAAAAUGUGGAAGGAAGCCUUGUCGGCAUGUCGAAAGGAAGAUGCUGACCUUACCAGUAUCCAUAAUAUUGAGCAACAUAGUUUUAUACUUUCACAGCUUGGAUAUUUGCCAACUGACAUUCUCUGGAUUGGACUGAAUGACCAGAAACAUCCCAUGCUAUUUGAAUGGAGUGACGGGACUCCAGUUACAUUCACCAAGUGGAAGCUCGGAGAACCAAGCCAUCUGAAAAACAGACAUGAAGACUGUGUACUCAUUGAGGGGCAGGAUGCACAUUGGGCAGAUCAUAUGUGCGAAAAUAGGCAUGGCUAUAUAUGCAAAAGGAAACCAUUAUCUGUAACUCAUGAUGAUGUCCAUAUAACUGGGAAAGGAUGCCAGAUGGGUUGGAGGAGACAUGGAUUCUAUUGCUACUUUGUUGGAUCCAUUGCCAAGACCUUUGCUGAAGCAAAUCAAACAUGCAACAGUGAUGGGGCUUAUUUGGUUACUAUUGAAGACAGAUAUGAACAGGCUUACCUGACAAGUCUCAUUGGACUUAGACCUGAGAAAUAUUUUUGGACUGGUUUGGCUGAUGUAAUGAAAAAGGGAACAUUUACAUGGACCAAUACAGAUCGAGUAACAUUCACAAACUGGAAUGCAGAGAUGCCAGGAAGUCAUACAGGAUGCAUUGCUUUGAGGACUGGGAUUGCUGCUGGAUUAUGGGAUAUUAUGGAUUGUAAUGAAAAAGCAAAGUACAUCUGCAAGCAACUUGCAACAGGGCAGACACCCCCUCCACCUCCAGCAACACCUUCUGCUUCUCGAUGUCCAAAUGGGUGGGUUUCUUCUGCACAUGUAAACUAUUGCUAUAAACUUUUCAUGCUUGAAGAUGAACACCAGAAGACAUGGUGGCAAGCACGAGAUUAUUGCCGCGAAACUGGUGGAGAUCUUGCCAGUAUCCACAGUAAAGUUGAUGAAUUCAUAAUAAAGGACUCAGUACAAGACGAUUAUAUUUAUUCAAAUUCCUGGCUUGGGCUCACUGCAAUGGAUCCUACAAAAGGGUAUGCAUGGAGUGAUGAUUCACCUCUGGAUUAUACAAACUGGGGAUAUCGAGAGCCGGAUAGCCAUUUAGGAUUAGAGCUCUGUGCAAUUGCAACAGUUUCUUAUGAUAUAGACUGGCAUGUCAAACACUGUGAUGGCUAUUUUGACUGGAUCUGCCAAAUUAAGAAAGGUACUGAAGUCAAAGAAAUAGCAGCAAACAUCUCUGUUCCAGAAUAUAAUAUUACUGAGGAUGGCUGGAUUAUCUACAAUGAUUUUCAGUACUAUUUUAGCUCUGAAGAGCGCUCCAUGAAGGAAGCCAGAGAAGUUUGUAAAAGGAACUUUAGUGAUCUUGUUGUAAUAAACGAUGAAAAUGAGAGAGUCUUUGUAUGGAAACAGAUUUGUAGGAAAUACUACAAUACAAAUAUCUACAUUGGAAUGAAGCUGGGACUAGACGGAACAUUCCGGUGGAUUGAUGGAUCACUAAUAACUUAUGUUGCUUGGGCGAAGGAUGAGCCAAACUGUGAAAAUGAGGACGAACAUUGUGUUGUAAUAUCCUCAUACUCAGGUUUUUGGGAGGAUAUUAACUGUGGAGCUCUAUACAACUUCAUAUGUGAGAGACAUAACAGCUUCAUUAACACAACCGCAGUGCCAACAACUCCACCAGUGGUGAAAGGCGGGUGUCCAGAAGACUGGCUUCCAUUUGAGAGCAAGUGCUAUGGAAUCUUUGGAAAAACUUUAGAGGAACGUGCUGAUUGGUUUGUUGCAAGAAAUGAAUGUAAGAGCUUUGGAGGGAAUUUGGUAUCAAUCAUGAAUGCAAAAGAACAAGCAUUCCUUGUUAUUAACCUGAGAGAGAUGGAUGUUGACACCUGGAUUGGAUUAAAUGAUAUCGUUACAUAUCAGUUUCUCUGGACAGAUGGAGAGCCAGUACAUUACACAAACUGGUACAAAGGUUAUCCGAUCGGAUACGCAAACAUUGGAUACCAUUUCAGUUCCAAACAUGAUUGCACAUUAAUAAGCAAUGGAAAGAUGCUAUCAACAGGAUACUGGAAGGAUGAAACCUGCGAAGUAGAAAGAGGAUACAUAUGUUACAAAUCUAAAGACCCUACCUUACCAGAGAAACCUACAGCAAGUACUCAUAAGGAUAUUCUCACCUUUGGUAACAACAGUUAUGAAAUAAUCCCCCAGAAAAUGAGCUGGGAAGAUGCGCAGAAUAAAUGUGUAACCAGAGGCUUUGUACUUGCCAGCAUCCUGAAUGUAUAUGAACAUUCAUUUUUGUGGCUGCAAGUUCUUAAGUAUAAAGAACCUGUUUGGAUAGGACUAAACAGCAAUAAGACUGCAGGGCAAUAUAUAUGGAUUGAUAAAUGGAAGAUGCAGUUUACAAAAUGGGGCGAAGAUCAACCAGAUACAAAUGACGCCUGCGUUUACCUGGAUAUGGAUGGAUCAUGGAAGACCACAUCCUGUGACAAUGAAUAUAUCUCACUUUGCAAAAAGUCAGAUGAUAUUGUGCCAACUGAUCCACCAGAUUAUCAUGGAAGAUGUCCAGAACCAGUACAAGAAACAGACUGGAUUCCCUUCCACAAUUACUGCUACUUGUUUGAGAGUGCAAACAAUAAAAACUGGAAUGAAGCAUUUAUUGCUUGCUAUAAGGAAGGUGCAAAUUUGGUGUCAAUUGAAGAUCCUGCUGAACAGAAGUUCAUUAGCGAUACCCUGAGCAUCUUGAGUGAUAGAGUUAGAGGAUUCUGGAUAGGACUUUACAAGAACCCAGCCCGUGAAUGGCUAUGGAUGGACAGGUUACCUGUGGACCUAGUGAACUGGGAAAGUGGACAGCCAUCUGGAGAAGGAGAUGAUGAUGACUGUAUUGUGAUCCACACAGAAAAGGGGACUUGGUAUUCUGUCCGAUGCUGGCAUUACUUUGGAUAUAUUUGCAAGAUACCGAGGAUUAUAGAAUCUAAUCAAACAUCUGAGAAGACUAAAGAUUUAAAUGAGACAAGUGGGAAGCUGGACUCUCCCAAGUCACAUACUGCUGUCAUUACUGUCAUUGUAGUCCUACUCGUGCUUGCUGCUGUUGCAGGAACAAUGUAUUACUUCUUCAGAAAGCGGCAAAGGAUGCAUACAAAUUAUGGUCAUCUUGGUAAAACAAUCUGUUUAAAUUCUGAGCAUCAGCAUGGUACUGAUGCAUGUGGCCUUGUAUACAGCCCUGAAGAGAAUGAACAUGACACAAUUUAACACAUCAGCAGUCUGAAAGUGUGGCAAAAAGAAUGCUAAAUGGAUCAUUACCUGGAUUUAAGAACUAUGUUGCUCUAAACGUUUUGUUACUUAUCAAGCACAUUACAUUUUUGACCCCCCCCCCCAUUCAGGCCAAUAUAGAAUACAUACAUGAUAUCAGAAGAAUGGUUGUGUGAACUAAAUGGAAGCUAUCUUAUUGAUAAAAAUAAAAUAAAACAUU
Protopterus annectens (West African lungfish) is the source of this 5272-nucleotide messenger RNA. Its product is annotated as macrophage mannose receptor 1-like. Lineage: Eukaryota; Metazoa; Chordata; Ceratodontiformes; Protopteridae. Gene Ontology annotation, molecular function: signaling receptor activity. The record is from RefSeq and is a predicted model, not a curated record. The coding region runs from base 1 to 5052 and encodes 1683 amino acids. The transcript is spliced from 30 exons.